Messenger RNA from Letharia columbiana, 4173 nucleotides. RefSeq lists its product as uncharacterized. Bases 1 to 4173 code for a protein of 1390 amino acids. NCBI's taxonomy places the organism in Eukaryota, Fungi, Ascomycota, Lecanoromycetes, Lecanorales, Parmeliaceae. The record is from RefSeq and is a predicted model, not a curated record. The transcript has a single exon. Gene Ontology annotation, cellular component: cytoplasm. Gene Ontology annotation, molecular function: protein binding. Gene Ontology annotation, biological process: tRNA methylation.
AUGGAUGAAGUUAUCGUGCCAAAGGUCGAGAGCGCCCUCAAUCCCGUCACUGCAUUGGCUUUUCUAGCACUCGGUACCUCCAAACCCUAUCUACUUGCGGGCGAGGGCCAAUUUCUCAAAGUCUUCGACUACAAAAGAGGAACGUUGAUUCGUACGGAGCAGAUAUUCAACUCGCAGGCAAUUCAUGGCAUUGUCUGCAAAUCCUUGCCGGAAGAUGCCGGAAAUAAUGGAACCUGCCUCAUCUGGGGUGGCCGAUCCAUCUGUCUUAUCUCCAUCGAAGCAGAUCUUAAUAUAAACGGGAAACCCUUGGUCAAAACUCAUCAACACAUGCCGGAAGUCCUCUGGGAUGAUUGGAUCCUCGAUGCCUGCUUCCGACACCCCAAUGUUACCGACAGCGGAUCUGGAAAGAACACUGUCGAAGCCAUCCUCGUGACCGCACACAAUGAUUUACUAUGUCUAAAAUUCGUUGAAGAAUCCGCAGAAACGAGAGAAACCCGCUCCCUCUACCGUAUCGCUUCAGGACCCAGUUCGAUUCUGUACUCCGCGCACAUGCUUUGGGCGGAUGCUGGCCCACGCCUUCUCGUCGCUGCGGGUACGGUAUUCGGAGAGGUCUUGCUAUGGUCGUUUACUUCUGAUCCUUCUGUAUCUCCGGAGGUCAAGUUGCACUAUAGAUUUACUGGACAUGAGGGGUCGGUCUUUGGAGUCAGGAUAUCAGAGGUGGCGCAGACUGGUGCUGUGAAACGUAUCUUGGCCAGCUGCAGCGAUGAUAGGACCAUCAGGACAUGGGACAUAUCGGACACAAGCAGCAGUGAAAAGGUGGAACGGUUGUCAGAUGGAGAACUCAACAACUCCGAAGCUGGCUUCCUAGAUGAAACCAAUGAAGUUAACUCGAGUGGAUGCCUGGCUAUGAUAAUGGGCCACGCUUCCCGGAUCUGGGGCUUGCGUUUCCUGAUCCAGAAAGACGGAUGUUGGGACUUGAUCUCCUACGGAGAAGACAGCACCGCACAAAUCUGGCGUGUGAGUCCUGUUCUUGAUAUUGGCCGAUCAAUUUGGACGCCUCACAAUCAUGUUUAUCGAUUGAGCCAUCAGACUACAUACUCAUUUCACUCUGGAAAAAACGUAUGGGCAAUGGCAGUCUUCCGAAAAUCUGGUACGGAGUGUAUUGUUGCUACUGGCGGAGCUGACGGACGUAUCACAGCGUACAAGCCCCUUCUGCAUGGAAUGCCUACGCGGACGGGUGCUUGGACGAGCCAGUAUACGAUGGAUGAGGUUUCGAAGACCUUCCAGACCACAUCGAGUAAACCGAGUCCAACACAAGCAGGCAAAGCAAAAUCCUCAACAGAAAACAUUUUUGACUCUCUCAAAGGCUCUUGGAAGCUCACACGAAAUCUUGACAGUCUUAUGUCAGCCUAUCCUUCUGGAAAACUGGAUGGUAGAGCCAAUUUCGCCGAGAGACCGCCUACAGACAGUAUUUUCGAUGCUGAGUAUCUAUAUUCCGAGAGUGGGGAUUUCAUUACUCAGCAAGGCCUGACGAUGAGGGCAACUCGUCAGUAUGUGUAUCGGUAUAGCAGGAUGACCGAUGCGAUCAGUGUGUGGUUUGUGAAAUUGGAUGAUGGUAGCGCUGUAGACUACCUCUUCCAUAAGCUGGACUUUCGAGAAACGGAUCUCGGUGUCGAUCCGAGCCCUGAAGUUUGGUCCGCAAGCGGAUAUCAUCUUUGUGUUGAGGACAACUACAACGCUGAUUACUCUUUUCAUUUCAGAGAUUCGAAGAUUAUACAGUGGCAUGCGGUAUUCGAUGUUGAUGGGCCUAAGAAGGACUAUAUGGCUAAGGCUACGUAUACGCGCGAUCAAGCAGAGAGUUUGGAACCUGAAGAGCCUGAAUAUGGGAUUUCGCCAUCCAUGAGUAAGAAUGCCCUAGGCAACCAAAGUAGACAAAAGAAGCCAGACGCUUUCAAGACCUACACGUGGAUCAAAGAAAAUGAGGUCCUGACUACCACUGAGCAUGGAAACCUUCUGGUCGGCACCUUUAUCUCUAAUGCAGAAGCAAGCAACCUGGAUGGUUGUCGGAAUGUGAUUUGGGAGCACGUUGGUUACCACACGAGUUUAACUUCGUCUUGCAUUGCAACGGCUAUCCCCUCUCUUGGGAUAGCCCUGCUGACAGGCACCGACGGCACAAUUAAUUUGUACAAUCAUCGCAGCAGAGAGAUUGAUGCCAUUGGCAAGCUCACCGGCAAAGCGGGCUUUCUCAAGGCCCAUAGUCUUCACGAGCCGUGGAAGAGGUGGUUGCGACUGAGCCACCAAAGAGAGAUUACAGGGGUGCUUGCCACAUGCCUUGGCUCUUCUCAGGCAACUGUGUUCAUGUUCUCGCCAGAACUGCAUCCUGAUGGCCAGUUAACGAAAGAAGAGGCAGGCGUUCCAGCAAUCCACGAAUACUGUCUUACCCUGCAACCAAAGUUCAUAGUAACAAGUUCUUGCUUCCUCGAAACUGAAAAAUGGAUCAUCCUAGGCUCCCGCAACGGAGAUAUAGCGAUAUACGACCUGACACACACCACACCGAAUUCGGCAGUUGAUGUCACCCCCGACUGCUUCCAAAGAAUCCAUGGCGAAGACGCCAUCACUCUAAUCCAAAUUGUGCCCCGCGACGUCUCAAAGCUGACCGGCAGAAUCGCUAUCAUAACCGCUGGUCGAGACGGCAAAUGGGCAAUCCAUCACGUCUUUCACAAACUCCAAGAUAGCAAGCUCUGUGUGACCCUCCAGACCAUACACGUAGGUAUGCCCCCAUUCGGCCCAAAUAUUGAGGGAGCGUGCGUCGAUCCGACGAGUAAGGAUCUUCUGCUUUGGGGGUUUCGGAGCAAGCAAUUUAUCGUGUGGAAUGAGUCACAGAAAACGGAGGUCAUGACGGUGGAUUGUGGAGGCGCUCACAGAAAUUACGCGUAUGCACACCGAAAUGACGGUAGUGGUGGUGGUAAUUUUGUGUACACAAAAGCUUCGAUUUGUCAUGUACUUUCGCAGACGCAAGCUUCUCAUCAAGUCAUCCAGCAUGGAGGACAUGGAAGAGAGAUCAAAGCUAUGGCUCUAUCACCGGCAAUCAAAACGGGCGACGAUGUUGAUCUUCGGUUCGUUGCGACAGGCGCAGAGGAUACGGCCAUUCGUAUCUUCGAUCUCAAUGCGAGACUCAAGUGCUUGAGCAUCGUCACUAAGCACACAACAGGCAUCCAGCAACUGCGGUGGUCUUCGAAUGGUCAGCUUCUCUUCAGCGCAGCUGGGUGUGAAGAGUUCUUCGUGUGGCGAGUGCAAUCAGCGCCGUUCGUUACAUUCGGUGUCGUCUGCGAGGCUCAGUGUCCAACCGUGACCGAGGAAGUGGAUUUGCGAAUCAUGAAUUUUGCGACAGAGGAGAUCCAUUCGACUCAUGACCCGGACGAUGUUCCAUACGAGCCUGAUUACCUCUUAAGUAAGGUGUACUCAGAUUCCUCGAUACGACUGUUUCGCUAUCAUACGGGCCGGGAAAGCUUCGAGCUCCUGACUGAAGGGUCUUACACGACAUACUGUCUCACCCAAGCCGCCCACCUACACAUCGGCGAAACCCUGAGCGGGCUUUGUACCGCCAGCACAGACGGUCAUCUGGCUUUUUGGCCGCUUGCAAACCCUUUGUCAUGGCACAGUGAGGAUCUGCCAACACGUCCUCCAUUGCACUGGAGUACGCGGAGUGGAGUCCACCAAAGCAGCGUGAAGGCACUGGACUCUGUGACCAUAUCGGAGUCAGAGACACUCAUCGUGACGGGCGGUGAUGAUGGCGCCGUAGCUUUUACCCGUGUGGGGAUCCAUAGCCCGUCUGAGGUGGUAUUUGAGGCUGCUAGUCUACUCAUUCCCGGCGCUCACGCAAGUGCGGUGACGGGUACUGUUUUCAUCGGCAAGCCCACUUCUGACAGGCAAGGUGAAAAUCCGAAGGGCUUCGUACUCGCGAGCGUGGGCAAUGAUCAACGGCUGAAGAUCUGGGAGGUCGGGAUCGACACGACGCAAGUGGGAGCGGAGGGUAUCACAAUCUGUCGGAUGGCGAAUGUUUACACCUCCAUCGCAGACGCCAGUUCCCUAGCAGCUUAUCGCGAUGCGAAUGGACGGCGCUGGCUUCUCGUGGCUGGAAUCGGCAUGGAGAGGUGGAGCAUUGGAGAUUAG